Molecule: messenger RNA, 454 nt
Organism: Adineta steineri
Lineage: Eukaryota; Metazoa; Rotifera; Eurotatoria; Adinetida; Adinetidae
Source: the annotation of a GenBank genome assembly
UUUUUCAAUCAAAACUAUUUUUUCUAAGGUUCGAAACUUUACAACAUUUGAAAAAGCAUUUAGUACUGAAUGGAAACCAAAUCGACGACAAGCAACUACUCGUUCAGCUAUAACAACAUAUAAUUUAUUGCGAGGUCUUUUAACAUUUCAAGAACGAUAUCAACGUGCACCUGCAUUAGCAACACAAGAUAUUGAUAUAUCAAAUUUAAUGAAAAUACUUCAUGAAAAAUCAAAUUCAUCAGCUGCUUCUUCUUCUUCAUCAUCAAAUGAUGAAGAAUUUAAUGAAGAGUUAAUCAAGGAUAUUUUAAUAGAUAAUAAUGCUGUCGCAUCAAUUGUCGGUGGUAUAAUGAGUCAUGAUAUAGUCAAAGUAAUCUCAAAACAAGAACCAAAAGAUAAUUUCUUCUUUUUCAACGGAUUAUCAUGUGUUGGUUUAUCAAUACCAAUUGCUUGUUAA